Lolium perenne is the source of this 2400-nucleotide messenger RNA. RefSeq names its product L-ascorbate oxidase homolog. The record is from RefSeq and is a predicted model, not a curated record. Lineage: Eukaryota; Viridiplantae; Streptophyta; Magnoliopsida; Poales; Poaceae. Gene Ontology annotation, molecular function: oxidoreductase activity; copper ion binding.
GCGCCCGCGCCAUGGAUGCGCGCGCUCCGCUCCUUCCCAUGGCGCCUCAACACAUAUAAGUCCGGCCUCCUCUGCCUCCCCUCCCCUGUCCCAUUUCCACCGCCCGCCGCAUGCAACCCAUCGAUCGACCGCGGCCGCUGCGUUGAUCGAUCUACACACCAGCCGGCCGGAGGAGGAGGAGACACGCCGCGGAGGGAUAUGACUGCAGGUUCUAGGAUGCGCGCCUGCGCCGCCGCCGCGGUGCUCGCGCUGGCGCUGCUGGCCGUGGCGGUGCGAGCCGAGGACCCUUACCUCUUCUUUGAGUGGAAGGUGACCUACGGGACGAGGUCCCCGAUGGGCGUGCCGCAGAAGAUGAUCCUCAUCAACGACGCCUUCCCCGGGCCCACCAUCAACUGCACAUCCAACAACAAUAUCAUCGUCAACGUCUUCAACCAGAUCGACAAGCCGCUCCUCUUCACCUGGCACGGGAUCCAGCAGAGGAAGAACUCAUGGCAGGACGGCAUGCCGGGCGCCAUGUGCCCCAUCAUGCCCGGCACCAACUUCACCUACAAGAUGCAGUUCAAGGACCAGAUCGGCACAUUCUUCUACUUCCCCAGCAUCGGCAUGCAGCGCGCGGCCGGAGGGUACGGGCUCAUCAGCAUCCACAGCCGCCCGCUCAUCCCCAUCCCCUUCGACCCACCGGCCGCCGACUUCUCCGCCAUGAUCGGUGACUGGUUCACCAAGGACCACACCGUCCUGGAGAAGCACCUCGACACGGGCAAGACCAUCGGCCGCCCCGCGGGGCUCCUCAUCAACGGCAAGAACGAGAAGGACGCCUCCAACCCGCCCAUGUACGAAGUCGAGGCCGGCAAGACGUACCGGUUCCGCAUCUGCAACGUCGGAAUCAAGGCCUCCCUCAACGUGCGCGUGCAGGGCCACAUCACCAGGCUCGUCGAGAUGGAGGGCUCCCACACCGUGCAGAACGAGUACGACUCCAUCGACGUCCACGUCGGCCAGUGCCUCUCCGUCCUCGUCACCGCCAACCAGAAGCCCGGCGACUACUUCUUCGUCGCCUCCACCCGCUUCAUCAAGGAGGUGAACACCAUCACCGCCGUCAUCCGCUACAAGGGAUCCAACACCCCGCCGUCGCCCAAGCUGCCGGAGGCGCCAAGCGGCUGGGCAUGGUCCAUCAACCAGUGGAGGUCCUUCCGCUGGAACCUGACGGCCAGCGCCGCCAGGCCCAACCCGCAGGGGUCCUACCACUACGGCCAGAUCAACAUCACCCGCACCAUCAAGCUCUCCACCAGCCGCGCGAUGGUCGACGGCAAGGAGAGGUACGCGCUCAACGGCGUGUCGCACGUCGACGCCCCCACGCCCCUCAAGCUCGCCGAGUACUUCAACGCCAGCAACGGGCUGUUCCAAUACAACCUCAUCGGCGACACGCCACCCAAGGCGGGCACCCCCAUCAAGCUCGCCCCCAACGUCAUCACCACCGAGUACCGUACCUACAUCGAGGUCGUCUUCGAGAACCCUGAGAAGAGCAUCGACUCCUUCCAUCUCAACGGCUACGCAUUCUUCGCCGCCGGCAUGGGACCGGGGCUAUGGACGCCGGACAGCAGGAGGACGUACAACCUCCUAGACACGGUGAGCCGGCACACGAUCCAGGUGUACCCCAGGUCGUGGACGGCGGUGAUGCUCACCUUCGACAACGCUGGGAUGUGGAACUUGAGGUCCAAUCUCUGGGAGAGGUACUACAUGGGGGAGCAGCUGUACGUCAGCUGCACCUCGCCGGCGAGGUCGCUCAGGGACGAGUACAACAUGCCCGAGAACGGCCUCCGCUGCGGCAAGAUCGUCGGCCUGCCGCUGCCGGCGCCAUACAUCAUCGCAUAAUCUACUCUUAACUCCAUCGCCACUCCAUUCCAUUCCAUUCUAUUCCAGGCCUACGCAAGCAUUGAUCCAUGCAUUGAGAGCUAGCAUGGUGAUGUACACACUACGUACAACAGCAGGAAGAGCAGGAGUUUUUUCGUUUCUUUUUUUCGUACGCCCCCACGUCCACGAUUCUUCUUGUCAGGUUUUACUCUCUCUUUUCGAGGAAUAAAAAAAAUUUAGGGGGCUCAAGAUCAUCUGGGCACCGCCUGUCAUCGGAACGAGGAUGAUGAUGAGGACAAGAAGAAGAGAGACUGGCCGGAUGCGAAUGCCAUACGAGCGCGAUCGGGAAGCCGGCCCUGUCGAAUCGUAUACGUUGUAAUAGGAGUUAAUUAAUUCUAUCUGAUCAUCAUUUACCCAAUAAGUCCUUCAGGCAAAUUGGUCAAUUCUUGUGUGUCUAUAAUAUAUAUGUACAUGAGCAUAUUGUAAUUUUUGUUCGAACUUCUACUUUUUCUUAUGUAACUUCCAUUAACUGGAACUUCGUAUUAUGGUUCA